GUUACUCAGCUGGUGACGGUCACCAUGGACAGCUCACCUUACUUCAAGUUGGUCAGCCCCGAUGGUGUGUGUCAUCAGGUGCCACCAGGAUCAUUUUGUACAAUAAACAUCCUUUUCACGCCUGAGGGAAGCAAGGAUUAUUCCCACCAGCUUGUCUGCACCACCGAAAAGGAAAUGCUCACUGUGCCAAUCCGGGCCAUUGGUGCCCACCCAGUCUUGGACUUCCCUGACCAGUUGGACUUCUCGGAGUGUCCAGUCAACUACAGCACCCAGAAGACUCUGCUGGUUCACAACAUUGGUAACCUGGAAGCCCAUUACAGCCUCAGCACCGAGAGCCCUUUCACUGUCAGUCCAGCCACGGGAACCCUCAAUGUUGGUGAAACCAUGCAAGUGACAGUGGAAUAUUACCCACUGGAGACCGGGGAUCAUUCCACACCCCUGGUGGUGCACUGUGACAGAGGUCAAGAUACCCGCACCAGACUUGUUGGAGAAUCUGUGGACCUCAACAUUGGGCUUGGCAACUAUUCUUUGAAAUUUGACAAGACUUAUCUCACACUGUCAAGCCACAAAACCAUGGUCAUCCACAACAGAAGUGACAUCACAGCCCAAUUCCAGUGGAAGGCUUUUGCUACUGAGGGAGAGGAGUAUCACCAGAAGAUCAGGCUGUCUCACAAACUGUCCCGGCCACCCCAGGACAUAGCGAAGGAUUUGAUGAUGGAACGCUAUGAGGAGGUUCACCUUUACUAUCGCAAGCUCGAGAAUGAGACAGCAAAGAUUCAAGCAGACCCCUUGUUGUUCUCAGACGACGUUUUCACCAUUGAGCCCUUGGAGGGAGAGGUUGGUUCGCACAGUUCAGCAGAAAUCAAGGUGUUGUUUAAACCCCGCAAAGCCCAAGCCUAUGGAAGAGUGGCCUACUGUGCCAUCUCAGGCCGUGAGAGCAGGCUGCCCCUGCAGCUCACAGGGGAAGGCCUCGGGCCCUGCCUCCAACUCAACUUUGAGGAAAUCAACAUGGGGCAACUUUUUGUUGGAGAAACCUACAGCUAUGAGGUACUCCUGGUUAACAAAGGAGCUAUUGACGCUCCCUUUGAGCUCAUCCCUUCAACCACAGCCCACGGCUCCUGCUUCACCUUUCUGCCCCAGCAGGGCAUCAUUCCACCAAAUGGCCUCCAGCCCAUACAGAUCUCCUUCAGUUCCACCACCCUGGGGGAGUUCUAUGAAGAAUUUCAUUUUAAUGUGACUGCAUCCCCUAAGCCUGUGACCUUGACUAUCAGGGGCUGCAUCACCGGACUGAGCCUGCAUUUCAGCACAGGAGCCCUUGACUUCAAUGACGUCUCCUUUGGCUUUCCUCACACCUUGUCGUGCCGCCUGAUCAACACCUCCGUGGUGCCCAUCACCUUCCACCUUCGCAUUCCUGAGGAUGGCCUGGGACAACCCAGCCUUACCAGCUUUGAUCAAAUGAAAGACAACGCUCACCCAUCCUGGGGAAAAGGCACACCGGCUCAAUGUCAUGAGAAACCAAAGGAAUUUACCAUGACACCCACCACAGGAACCAUCUCCUCCCAGAGAUUCCAGGAGAUCAGGGUCACUCUGUGUUCCAAUGAUGUGAGACAAUAUGACUGCGAUAUGGUGGUGGACGUGGAUGGUUUUGGCAAGGCGGUGUUGGCUCUGCGCCUCAAAGCCAGAUGUGUCGUUCCUGAUCUGCGUUUGCUCAACUCCAGCCUCAACAGUGGACAGUGCUCUGUAAAGGAGCCUUGCGAGCAGAAGCUGACCCUUGUGAACCCUAGCCCCCUUCCGGGAUGCUACAGAGUUCUUCCUCAGAGACACCAAGAGGCUGCUGCUCUGUGGUACUCCUGCCCCAAGCCGUGUGGGAUUAUCCAGGGUCACGAGGUGCUGGAGAUCCCAAUCACAGUUGAAGUCCAGGCGGUGGGUGCUCAUUCCACCAUGGCGGACAUCGCCGUGUUCGGGAAGGAAGGACACCCACUG
This is a messenger RNA of Myiozetetes cayanensis, 1983 nucleotides long. Its product is annotated as hydrocephalus-inducing protein-like. The transcript has 13 exons. Gene Ontology annotation, biological process: axonemal central apparatus assembly; cilium movement. Lineage: Eukaryota; Metazoa; Chordata; Aves; Passeriformes; Tyrannidae. The annotation marks the transcript as partial. Gene Ontology annotation, cellular component: axoneme. The record is from RefSeq and is a predicted model, not a curated record.